CUACAAAGCCAGUGCCUUCAAUGCCAUAGGAAGGAUCACUCAUGUGGGGCUGGCACGAUGGCUUGGCAGGAGUAGGUGGAGUAUGCGGGUAAACUCAGCCAAGGAGACACAGUAGAGAUGCUUCCGGCUUGGACUGGCACUUCUAGAAACCAGCGAGAGCCCUCAGAUCCUGGCUCCGAAAAGUCCCCGGAAUUUCCUCUUUCUCCAACCCCAUUGGCUUUAGUCUUUGGUCACCUGACUCAUCCAACCAACGAGAGGCGGCUGCAUCGGUACUUCCGCCUCUGUGUGCGAGUCACUAUGCCCACCCUAGGAGCACUCUGAUUGGCUCUCCUCCUGAAACUCGAUCGCUUAUUGGCCAGCGCUGGAUUCGGCUCUCCAGCGGCAACCUAAAGCUGUGUCAGACAAGCCCGGCUAGCCCAGGAGCCAUGGCGUCUUAUUUUGAUGAGCACGACCGCGAGCCGUUGAAUCCUGAGCGUGAGGCCCGCAACAAUAUGUUGCUGGAACUCGCGAGAAGAGUGCGCGGGGCUUGGAGCUGGACCCCGGGCGGCAGAUCGCUCUUUACUAGGAUGGACUUUCAGGACCUGGGGUUGGUAGAUUGGGAACACCACCUUCCCCCACCAGCUGCCAAGGCUGUGGUGGAGAGCCUCCCUAGAACAGUCAUCAGUAGCUCCAAGGCUGAUCUCAAGUGCCCCGUGUGCCUUUUGGAAUUUGAGGAGGAGGAGACUGUGAUCGAGAUGCCCUGCCAUCAUCUCUUCCAUUCCAACUGCAUUCUGCCCUGGCUAAGUAAGACAAAUUCCUGCCCUCUGUGCCGCCAUGAGCUGCCCACUGAUGAUGACAGCUAUGAAGAGCACAAGAAAGACAAGGCUCGCAGGCAGCAGCAGCAGCACCGCCUGGAGAACCUCCAUGGAGCCAUGUACACGUGAGGCAGCCGCCAGGGCUGAGAGCUCAGCCUCUGUGAUACCUUUCUUCUGCACUCUGAAUCAUUAAAGGUUUCUUUACCCACCCUGCAGCUGCACAGCUCACCAGCUGAAGCAGGGGCUCCUUCCGAAUCCUCCACCCUGCUGCUAGCCAGAAAGAUGUCAAAUGUCCGAAGGUGCCAGGCUGCAAUUCCCUCUGCCAGCCUCUAGACUCUGGGUGGUGGGGCCCUAGAACAACCAGGGCUUGGGUCUGAGUGUUCUUUUAGAAGUCAAACUGUGUCAGAGCCUGGCACUUUGUAGCUGUUUAAAACUGAUAAAUUAACUUGUACCACCCCCCUCCGGAAAUCUCUAGUUAACCUUGGAACCUUUAGUUAACCUUGGAAUCCUGGGGGUGUUCUUUAUUUCCACAUAGAAAACUUUUAACAUUGUAAAAGUUGCUCUCUGUAUCCCACUCCUGUAGGAGCCAUUAUCAAGGAAUCAAAGGUCAAGCCAGCCCAAGUAGGGCAAGGCUCUUUAGAGACUCUUAAGGGGGACAGCCCUUGUGGAAGUUUUGAAAGUGGGUUUCAUUCGCUCUGUGACCUUGGCUGUCUUGGAACCCACUAUACAGACCAGGCUCGCCAUGUACUUAGGAGAUCCUUCUGCCUCUAUCUCCCCAGCGUUGGGAUUACUGUAUGUACACACCCUUACAAUGUAUUUGAAUGGCAUCUGUCACUCUUAGUUUCUGGCAACCUCAAGAAUCUUUCCUGGGGGAAAGGACUUCUGUCCAUCCCUGCCCACUGGAUUGGACCCUCCCUGAUUCUCCAGAACACACUGCAGACGUGCAAAUUAGAAUUCUUUUAAUAGAUAUAAAAAAGUACUAAAAUA
Molecule: messenger RNA, 1781 nt
Organism: Mus caroli (Ryukyu mouse)
Lineage: Eukaryota; Metazoa; Chordata; Mammalia; Rodentia; Muridae
Source: RefSeq, a predicted model, not a curated record